Molecule: messenger RNA, 549 nt
Organism: Cucurbita moschata (crookneck pumpkin)
Lineage: Eukaryota; Viridiplantae; Streptophyta; Magnoliopsida; Cucurbitales; Cucurbitaceae
Product: geraniol 8-hydroxylase-like
Exons: 1
Coding region: 1-549 (182 amino acids)
Molecular function (GO): monooxygenase activity; iron ion binding; heme binding
Source: RefSeq, a predicted model, not a curated record
AUGGUGGAGCUAUUGAGGAAUCCAGAAAAAUUAGCGAAAGCUCAAGUGGAAAUUAGGCAAGUUUUGGGGAAGAACGAACCAGUGGAGGAGGCAGACAUUUCGAGGCUGCCAUAUCUCCAAGCAGUAGUGAAGGAAGCUUUACGAUUGCAUCCAGCGGCUCCAUUGUUACUACCUUGUAAGGUGAAACAAGAAGUGGAGAUUGCAGGUUUCACAAUCCCUAGAGAUGCUCAGGUUCUGAUUAAUGCAUGGGCGAUCGGAAGAGAUCCAAUGAUCUGGAUGAAUCCUGAAUCCUUCGAACCAGAGAGGUUUAUGGGAUCAGAAAUUGACGUCAGAGGGUGGAGCUUCGAGAUGAUUCCGUUCGGCGGAGGGAGAAGGAUUUGCCCUGGAUUGCCAUUGGCUAUGAGAAUGAUGCAUUUGAUGUUGGGUUCGUUAAUUAGUUUCUUCGAUUGGAAGGUUGAAGAUGGAUUUGAGAUGAACAUGAACGAUAAAUUUGGCAUCGUCAUAGAGAUUGCUCAUCCACUCGGAGCCAUCCCAUCGAUAAUUGUUUAG